AUUAAAAAAAAAAAAAAAAAAUGGAAACGAUCAGUAACAGUAAACCAUGCCGCACUUGUACAGAUUUUACAACUUGGGUUAAAUUACAGAAAAAAACAUUUGAUUCAGAACAAACUGCAGAUACAGUCAAGCAUGAGAUAACCAGCACAAUCAAUAAUGAAACAACUGGAAGUGCACAAAAAAAUUGCCCGCUAGACAAGGAUGAAUUGGGUCUAAGUACAUGGAAUUUCUUACACACAAUGGCAGCGUAUUAUCCAAGUACUCCGACAGUCGAACAGAAAAAUGAUAUGAAGCUAUUUUUUCAUUUACUAGCAAAAUUUUAUCCUUGCACGAGUUGUGCCAAAGAUCUCAUGGAACAAUUGAAAACAUCGUCUCCAGAAACUGACUCUCAAUAUAAAUUGAGUCAAUGGCUGUGUAGAAUGCAUAACGAAGUUAAUAAGAAGUUGGGUAAACCUGAAUUCAAUUGUAAACUAGUAGAUGAAAGGUGGCUAAGUGGUUGGGCUGAUGGUUCCUGUGAUUAAUUUAAUGUUAAAUAGUAUUGAUAAAAUGUUAAAAAUAUUAUUAAAAAAUCUUU
Ceratosolen solmsi marchali is the source of this 574-nucleotide messenger RNA. RefSeq names its product Evr1_Alr domain-containing protein Alr (gene Alr). Gene Ontology annotation, cellular component: mitochondrion. Gene Ontology annotation, molecular function: flavin adenine dinucleotide binding; flavin-dependent sulfhydryl oxidase activity. The coding region runs from base 21 to 521 and encodes 166 amino acids. NCBI's taxonomy places the organism in Eukaryota, Metazoa, Arthropoda, Insecta, Hymenoptera, Agaonidae. The transcript is spliced from 2 exons. The record is from RefSeq and is a predicted model, not a curated record.